ACUAAAGCACCAUAGUUUUAAAAGAUUGGAAGACUAUAAAUAUACAUAGAUACAUUAAAAGUGAACUCAUGCUAUAAUCAACAUUGGAACCUCACAUUGCCAUUCUACCGAGUCCAGGAAUGGGUCAUCUCAUUCCACUCACCUAGUUAGCUCACCGGCUUCUCCUCCACCGCCGUCUCUUCAUCACCUUCAUCAUCCCCACCGCCGCGGGUUCACCCAUAAAACCACAAAACGACAUCCUCAACGCCAUGCCGGAAAACAUUUCUUCCAUUUUCCUCCCUCCUGUAGACCUAAACGACAUUCCAGAAGAAGCCGGGUUAGCAGCUCGUAUAUCACUCACGUUAACUCGUUCAUUACCUGCUCUACGUCAAACCCUAACCAAGUUAACUAGUGAGUCCAUUAGAAAUAGACCCUCAACUUUGAUUGUUGACUUUUUUGGCCCUCCAAGUUUUGAAGUUGCCGAAGAAUUUAAUAUUCCAGUCUACAUGUUCUGUACGGUUUCUGCUAUGACAUUGGUUAGUGUUUUUCUAACACCGGCUUUAGACGAGAUGUAUGCUUGUGAGUAGGGAUGAGCUCGGUACCGUCCGGUACCAAAAGAACCGGUACCGAAAAUCCUCAAAAGUGGGUACCGGUACCGGUACCGAAUAUACCCGGUUCGUUAAAUUCGGUACCAGUACCGGUUCGGUACCGGUACCGGGUCCAUUUUGCUCAUCCCUACUUGUGUGUAUAAGGAUGUGCCUGAACCGGUGAGAUUACCUGGAUGUGUUCCGUUUCAUGGAGCGGAUAUGGCUGAACCGCUUCAAGAUAAGAAGAACCCGACAUAUAUACGGAUGGUUGAGGCAGCCAAAAAGUUUAGCAUGCCAAAGGGUAUAUUAGUUAAUAGCUUUCUAGAGUUGGAACCGCGUCCGUUUAAGGCCAUGGAAGAAGGUGAAUGGUGUAAACCGAAAGUUUAUCCAGUUGGACCGUUGAUACGGUCUGGUUCAAAGAACCAGACCGGUGAAGGGUUUGAAUGUUUGAAGUGGUUGGAUAAGCAUCCGGUAGGGUUGGUUUUGUUUGUGUCAUUUGGAAGUGGCGGUACACUGUCUCAGCAACAACUAAAUGAACUUGCCUUUGGGUUGGAAAAAAGUGGUCAAAGAUUUAUUUGGGUUGUGAAAAGUCCACAUGGGAAGUCAGAUGCAAGUUAUUUUAAUGCACAAAGUCAUCUUGACACAUUUGAGUUUUUACCGGAAGGGUUUUUGGGGCGGGUAGAAGACCGGGGUCUAGUUGUGUCGGUUUGGGCCCCACAGGUUAAGAUCCUUAGUCAUGGUUCUACAGGUGGGUUUUUGACACAUUGUGAGUGGAACUUGAUAUUAGAGUGUUUGGUUUGUGGAGUGCCUAUGAUUGCCUGGCCGCUUUUUGUGGAGCAGAAAAUGAACGCGGUUUUAGGGACUGAUGGUUUGGGUGUCACUCGUAGGGUGAAAGUGGACGAAAAUGGAGUGGUAGGAAGAGAUGAGGUCGAGAAUUGCGUUAGAAGUUUGAUUGAAGGAGAAGAGGGGCGUAAGAUGAGGCUAAAAGUGAGUGAGCUCAAAGGACUUGCUGCAAACGCAUUGAGCCGAGAUGGUUUGUCGACUAGGUCGCUUUUUGAUGCGACUCAAAUGUGGUGGAAAAAACAUAGGAACGAAAACGAAGAAUUUGAAACAAGAGAUGUUUUCAUACCUGGAGCGAUCAAAUUCGUCAUUUUACCGGUUUACUGGUCGGGUCAGAGAGUUUAAGAACCAGAGAACUCUAACAAUUUCAUAUAUAUAUAUAUCUAUACUAUAUAUAAUAUACAUAUCCAAAGGACUUCUUAAUGUCAAUGAAAUUUCCUUAAAACACCUCUAAAGCAUAAUGUACAAGUCUUUUAAGCACCAGACAACUUCACUUUCCACUUAUACCCUUUCCCCUAAACUAAACACGCGGACACACAAACAAACUAGGGUUUCUCUCAUCCCUCAUUUGGUCCGCCGCUCAUCCUAUCAUCCUCUGCUCUCUCUCUAUGGCGAUUGCUAUAUGGCGCUCUCGGAUCUCGCCAGAUCUAUGAAGGUAACCUCCUUUUCUCGAUCUCUCUCUCUCUCUCUCUAAUUCAUCAACAACGCAGAACCACGGGGUACUGUACAAUCGAUUUUAGGGUUUGCCAUUUCAUCCAUCUCCCUGCUUCUCUCUCAAAGAAGAUCUAGGGUUUCUCUAGGCGGAGCCGAGCCACUGGCUCACUGCAACCUCGCCGGCGUUUGAUACUUCCAUGGAACCAAAUAGUCCGAGCCGUGUAGGCUGGUAUUGUGUUCUUACCCUUCUCUCUUUUCGUUUUUGUUGAACUGAUUUCGUUUUUGUACAGCUCAUAUCACCAAAUCCGGUUUCAGUGACACUCUUUUCGUUUUUGGGAGUGAAGAACAAGCAGAUCCGGUAUUCUGUAUGUUCGUAGACCUCAUAUCACCCCUGUGGAAUAAUUUUUAUUAUUGUUUAAAGAUACUUUAGCAGACCAUCAAAGGUUCCCUUUUCUGAAUUUUUUUUUGAUACGAAUGCCACCAGAAGCACUCAAUCUUGUCUUCAUGUAGUGCUUAGCAAGCACUCCUUGCAAGUUGCAACUUCUUCAUUACCAGAGGUUUACAAAUGUCAAAAGCGGUCUUCUUCUUCAUUACUGGAGGUUUACUAAUGUCAAAAGAGGUCAAAUUACAGGUGUAUAGACGACCAGGUGGCGACAAGGUGUAUGCUGUAUUUGAUAAUCAACUCCCUGCUGCUUUAAAAAAGGUUACAGUUUGACAAGCAACUUUCAGUGGAGAAUGUGAGAAAAUUAAUUACUGUAUCUGAUGGAUAUCAACCUCAUUUAAUAGCACCUGAACAAGGCUGUCGUCGUCUUAUCGAAUCUACGUUGAUUACCAUCAAAUCUCCUACCGAAGCGGUUGUUGAUGCGGUUGGUUCACGGUAUACUGAAGGAUUUGGUCCGCAAGUCGAUUAAGGAGACCGCAGUGAGUCUGAAGGCUCUUAAUAUGGUUGGGAUCCAAAACCGAAGGCACUUCUUUGUCUCACUGAUUCAUGGGUUAGUGUUCGGUUAAAGGUUGCCACAAGAGACUGCGCAUCGUUCAUACCAUAGAGUUCAGUGAUGGGGGUUCAGACAUCCAGAUCUUGAGGGUUGCUGUUUACGAAGAGCAAUGGCCUGGUCCGGAUUCGGUUGGGAUCUUUACGAUUUUACAGAGUUGUAGUGGAGUGGCAGCUAGAGUCUGCGAUUUUAGAGAUUCUUAAAGAUCGCCCUUCUUGGCACCGCGACUGCCGCAACCUUGAAGUUUUUACGAUGUUUUUUUUUUUCAUUCUCACUCCUUUGACCAGUUUGACUAACCGAUCCAUGUUAACCAGGGUGACACUAAGAACGCAUUGGUAACCACGCAUAGAACACUUGACCUAACCUCCAGUCUAGACGUGUUAAGCUCGGGUUCGGUAGUUGGGGAAUCGUUAUUGAAAGAUCUUUGGCAACAUCAAGACGCCAUUUUGUGUUGUUCUCUAAAGGCAUGGAGUGUGCCAGAGGUUCUUCGUCCGCUUUACGAAUCUUCCAAAGUUGUAGCCAAAAGAUGACCAUAGUGGCUUUGCGAUAUAUAAGGCAAAUAGCUCAGGAGUCAAGCGGAGAGGUAGUUUAUGGAUUGGGACGGCAACUGGCUGUUUUGAGAACGUUAAGUCAAAGAUUAAGCAGGUACUCCAAGAACCGUUGGAUCAAAAGAAGAUAGUGCAGGUUCGACCAUUAACGAACCACCAGCUUGCUUUGGCUGGAGGAAGUUAAAGUUAGGAACCCCGACAAACUGAGCCGAUGAGCCACGGGCUCUAUAUGGGCAGUUCAUCUGAUGAUUAUCUCUCGAGGGUCGGUCCAGAAACCCAUUAAGAGGUUGGUUAUAAGGACAAUUCAAGAACUCGCAAGUGUAGAUCUUGUGCUCAACUACUUGGUUUGCCGGAGGGGUUUUCCUCUUUCUAUCAGUCAACAACCCGAGAUUUGGUUUGACAUCUCCGACGUCAAAGUUGGGUUCCGGUUCAUGUUGAACUACUUCAACACCUUCUCCUGGUUAAUCAUGGCUAGCCACGUUGCACUCUCCUUUGCAGUCAUCUUAUCCUGUAAACACAAGGUGGUUGAAGACAUAAAGAAGACGACGUACUGGUGAAUAAACAACUGGGUUGCAUUAGAAGAAUGGUGUAAAUUUGGUGACACAAAUUUUGGUAUGUAAUGUUCUAUUUGUCUGUUUAGUUUUGUUUUUUGGUUGGAUGUUAGGUAGCAUUGGCGCAUACAAUUGGUCAUUUGUGUGAAUUUAUUGAAAUUCUAAUUAGUUGUGCCAUUACUUCAUUAACUUUUGCCUCAAGGCUCAUGUAUUGGGUUGUUGUAUAGUGAUAGGUUAAUUUUUGGAUCAUACCUUUGUCUGUUAUCGUAGGUUUUAACGAAAUGUUUUCGCUACUGAAGAUGAUUGCUAUUGAAA
Molecule: messenger RNA, 4466 nt
Organism: Helianthus annuus (common sunflower)
Lineage: Eukaryota; Viridiplantae; Streptophyta; Magnoliopsida; Asterales; Asteraceae
Product: hydroquinone glucosyltransferase
Exons: 13
Coding region: 786-1751 (321 amino acids)
Molecular function (GO): UDP-glycosyltransferase activity
Source: RefSeq, a predicted model, not a curated record